AACUGUAACACACAUGAUUUAUGAUAAUAGCUUAACAAACUCCGAUGAAGACGGGAAGGAGCAAAAAUAAAAUUGAGAAAGCGGAAAUAGAGAGAAAGGAAGAUCGCAGAUUUUCGUCAUCGCUGGUGCAGAUCAACGUAGUAGAUUCUCUUCAGUUCGUGCUUCAGGAGUUCCAUAGUUGUUGGAGCUGAACCACUUACAUAUGGCGAGGAUCAAACCACAAGCUUUAUUGCAACAAAGCAAGAAGAAGAAAAUUCCCAGUCGUUUUGGCACCCUUACAAUCAUUCUAUAUUCUCUAAUUGUUGUUGUGGCGGUCUAUUUCCUGUAUUCUACGUACAUACAUUGGUCUCAAAGGUCAGUAAUUCAAACAGAUGGAAUUAUAUCAGGUGUUGAGGGUGAUGCUGCAUUUACUGGUUCAAAUAAAUCAAAUAUUCCCAAAUAUGCAAUUUUAAGCACUUCAAAGGGUUUAGUAACAGUGGAGCUGUAUAAGGAUGGUUCACCUGAGGUGGUUGAUGAAUUUAUCGUUUUAUGUCAGAAAGGACACUUCAAGGGGAUGCCUUUUCAUCGUGUAAUUAAGAACUUUGUGAUUCAAGGAGGUGACUCAAAUGAACCUGGUGCUACAGAAGAUUGGACUACUAAAGGAAAACAUAACAAUCAUCUUGACUCAAGCUUGAAACACGAAGCAUUUAUGCUUGGUACCUCUAAGGUGAAACCUGGCAAAAAGGGUUUCGAGCUUUUCAUUACAACCGCCCCAAUCCCAGAUCUAAAUGAAAAGUUGAUAGUUUUUGGGCAAGUCAUCAAAGGUGAAGAUAUUGUGCAGGAAAUUGAGGAGGUGGACACAGAUGAACACUAUAAACCUAAAUCCCCUAUUGGUAUUAUCAACAUUAGCCUAAAAGAGACAGUUUAAUAUCGAAGAAGAUGAUUUCAGUUGUUUGAAGGGAUUUCUUUUUGUAUGGCUGAUGAGUUAUGACCGACAAUCUCAUGAAGAGUGCCACCGUAGAAGUUCGAACCUUUUCUGUGGGAGUUGUGGCUGGAUUAAUUUAUUUUUGUUAUCGAUGGAGGUUUGCUCACUCACAUAACCAUUUGUAUAUUAUUAUUGGAGCCAGAGCUAUUUCCAACUAGAUGUAUUGCUAUAUAGGUGCUACAUUGUUUUUGGAGUUGGAAUUCAAAAAAAAGGAAGAUGAAGAAGAAGAUUGGGUUAAGUUGUGUUCACUUUUUUUCCAUUUAUGUGAGGUUUCAAUGUGAAAUGAUACAAAUAAUCAUAUGA
This is a messenger RNA of Impatiens glandulifera, 1267 nucleotides long. RefSeq names its product peptidyl-prolyl cis-trans isomerase CYP21-4-like. The record is from RefSeq and is a predicted model, not a curated record. The transcript is spliced from 8 exons. Bases 203 to 907 code for a protein of 234 amino acids. Gene Ontology annotation, molecular function: peptidyl-prolyl cis-trans isomerase activity. Gene Ontology annotation, biological process: protein peptidyl-prolyl isomerization. NCBI's taxonomy places the organism in Eukaryota, Viridiplantae, Streptophyta, Magnoliopsida, Ericales, Balsaminaceae.